UUUAUACAGAGGAAGAAAAGAUACCCUCUUCUUCACCUGAGCAAAAACCCAUAGAUAGACAAACAUCACUCAUCUUUCUCAACAUAAUAAAGUGAACUCCCCCCAAAUGGAGUACCACAACAAAACCUAAAAUCGAGGCCCCCCUCCCCACCCCCUUUUUUAUUUUUUAUUUUUUAUUUUCCUCGAGUGAAAAAUAAAAUAAAAAUAAAGUGGUGGAAACCAAGAAAUUAAAUCUCAACACCAAUAAAAACCAUCUCCCAAGAAAAAAAAAAAAAAAAAACCCAUCAAGAAAAUCUUAUCAAGAAUCAAGAAUCCUUAAAAAAAAAAAAAAAAAAAAAAAAAAAAACCCUUGCUUUGAUUCAUUAAAAAUUCCGACCAAUGGGUUUGCCCAAAAAAAACCCCAUUUGGUUCUUGUCUGUUUUCCUGCUGAUUUCCGCCAUUUUCGAACUUCCCAAGAAAUCCACAUCUGCAGCAGACUACACUACAUUAGUGUACAAGGGUUGUUCGAAGCAGUCCUUAUCAGAUCCGACAGGGGUUUACUCGCAGGCGCUGUCUUCCCUCUUCGGCACGCUCGUCGCCCAGUCGUCGAAGGCGAAGUUCUUCAAGACCACCGCCGGCGGCGGCCAGACCACAAUCACCGGCCUCUUCCAAUGCCGCGGCGACCUGACGAACGUGGACUGCUACAACUGCGUCAGCCGGUUGCCGGUUCUCACCGACAAGCUCUGCGGCAAGCAAAUCGCCGCGAGAAUCCAGCUCCUCGGCUGCUACAUGAUGUACGAGGUUUCCGGGUUCGCCCAGAUAUCCGGGAUGGAAAUGCUGUACAAGAGCUGCGGCGGGGCGAACGCCGCCGGCGGAGCCGGGUUCGAGGAGCGGAGGGACACCGCCCUGGUCUCCCUCGAGAACGGAAUCGGCGGCGGCGCCGGCGGGUUCUUCGCGACGAGCUACGAGGCGGUUUACGCGCUGGGGCAGUGCGAGGGGGAUGUCGGAGCCGCCGACUGCGUGGAGUGUGUGAAGAGUGCGGUGCAGAGAGCGCAGGUUGAGUGCGGGAACUCCGUCGCCGGACAAAUUUAUCUCCAUAAGUGCUACAUUGGUUACACUUAUUACCCGAACGGGGUUCCGAAAAGAUCGUCUUCUCCGUCGUUUUCAGCUCCUUCUUCUUCUUCUUCAGGGUCGGGACCAAACACGGGGAAAACAGUGGCGAUAAUAUUAGGAGGGGCAGCCGGAGUUGGGUUUUUGGUCAUUUGCCUUCUCUUUGCAAGAGGUUUAUUGAAGAAGAAAGACGAUUAUUGAACGAGAGCAAUUGAACUCCACAACGAGCAUUGUCCGAUUCCGAAUUCAACCACAACAAUGUAUUUAUCGUGUUAUUACCGGUCGGAAAUUCAAGAACAAUUUCUUCUUUCUUUUUUUAUUUUUAAUUUUUUUUCGGGUAGUAGAGAUAAGUUAGAGAAGAGAAAGAAGUUAUGACCACUAGUUUUGAGUAGAGAAUACAACCCUAUUUAUUUUUUAGCCUUUCUCUUUUUUUUUGUUUGUCCUAUUUGGCAUGUGAACUCUGUUUUUAUUUUUGUCUUGGAAUAUUUCUUUCAACUUCUUCAAGGUUUUUAUGCUUUCGAGGGUAGAAAAGCACACUUCUCUGUGUGUGUGUGUGUGUGCGUGUUUUGUAUGUAUAUAGUGUAUGUA
Erythranthe guttata (spotted monkey flower) is the source of this 1677-nucleotide messenger RNA. RefSeq names its product plasmodesmata-located protein 2 (gene PDLP2). NCBI's taxonomy places the organism in Eukaryota, Viridiplantae, Streptophyta, Magnoliopsida, Lamiales, Phrymaceae. Gene Ontology annotation, cellular component: plasmodesma. The record is from RefSeq and is a predicted model, not a curated record. Gene Ontology annotation, biological process: transport of virus in multicellular host; plasmodesmata-mediated intercellular transport.